This is a messenger RNA of Culex pipiens pallens (northern house mosquito), 1177 nucleotides long. Its product is annotated as venom serine protease-like. Gene Ontology annotation, molecular function: serine-type endopeptidase activity. NCBI's taxonomy places the organism in Eukaryota, Metazoa, Arthropoda, Insecta, Diptera, Culicidae. The record is from RefSeq and is a predicted model, not a curated record. Bases 1 to 1176 code for a protein of 391 amino acids. Gene Ontology annotation, biological process: proteolysis. The transcript is spliced from 4 exons.
AUGUGGUUGGUAAAAUUUGCCAUUUUAGUUCUUGUUCUCGCGUGUGCAGUGGUAGGUGAGGACAAAUGUAUCUAUUCGUUGGACAUUAAACAUGACUCAGGUCAUAAACGUCGAUCGCCGCAGAUAUCGUUGGUUAAUCUACCAAAUACCGAGUGCUCGUACAGAAUCAAAGCCCCGUUUGGACACAGGAUCCGGGUUUCCUGCGAGUUCUCUCAAAAAAGAAGGCCUCACACUUGCAACGAUGACGAUGGAGUCUACAUCUCAACGAGCGGAGGAGAGGACCUGGUCAAUACCACUUUUGUGAACUGUAACGAAGGAAAGAUUCUGAAAGAAUCUGAGGGCGAGAUAUUAUUUUUGCACAUGCGAUCUCCUUCCGAAGAACGCAAUGGAAAUUUCAUCUGUACGUUGUCCCUUAUUCAACCAAUUUGCAUUUGUAGAGGAAAGAACGAAAAUUCGGAAAGGAUUGUCAACGGAAUUGAGGCUGCUAGAAAUGAAUUUCCAAUGAUGGCUGCCUUGUUCAAAUUAAGAAGCAGUAAACCCUUUUGUGGAGCUACCAUAAUUUCAGAAUAUUACGCUGUGACGGCAGCUCAUUGCAUAUACGACGUGUAUGAUAAUGUAAUGCUUUACGUUGGUGGACACGACCUAGACGAUGCAAGUAAUCCGUACACUAGUGUUUACCGUUUGAACAUGCUUGUACCCCAUCCAUUCUACACUGAGCCACCGUUUACUAAUGAUGUUGGUUUGGUGCGAACAGCGCACCCAAUCCAGUUUAACCAAAUUGUCGGUCCUGUUUGUCUACCGUGGAAGUUCCGAGAGAGCACUUUUACUAACAAAUCCGUUGAAGCGAGUGGAUGGGGUAGAGGAACUGCUUCUCGCGUCCUGCAGAAGGUGAAUCUUGACGUGAUCGACAACGCGAACUGCUCGACUUACUGGAGGAAAUCCCAAAUUACUUCUGGUCAGUUGUGUACCUACACGCCGAAUAAGGACACGUGCCAGGGCGAUUCCGGUGGGCCACUUUUCUAUACGGAACCGGAAAGUGAACGGUUGUACUUGGUUGGGAUUGUUAGUUACGGCGACGGGUGCGCUACGAAGACUCCAGCCGUUAAUACAAGGGUCACCGAAUACCUCGACUGGAUUGCAUCGCAGACCCGCGAUACGUCGUUAUGUUACGCUUGAA